Messenger RNA from Poecilia latipinna (sailfin molly), 1110 nucleotides. Its product is annotated as myocyte enhancer factor 2d. The annotation marks the transcript as partial. Gene Ontology annotation, biological process: positive regulation of transcription by RNA polymerase II; cell differentiation. The transcript has 3 exons. Gene Ontology annotation, molecular function: protein dimerization activity; DNA-binding transcription factor activity, RNA polymerase II-specific; RNA polymerase II cis-regulatory region sequence-specific DNA binding. The record is from RefSeq and is a predicted model, not a curated record. Lineage: Eukaryota; Metazoa; Chordata; Actinopteri; Cyprinodontiformes; Poeciliidae.
CCAGCAGCUCUUCCUACUUCUCGGCUCACCUUCCACUGACUCCACGCUCACAACGCGAUUGGUCGAAGCGGCACAGCCAGCUGGCGCUGAUUGGCUGCGCCUCCCUGUCAGUCAUGCGAGAAAUGCCACUCAGGACAGAUUAGGCACCAUUUGCCAUAACUAAAUAGUUACAUUGCACAUCAAGUAGGAAGAAAUAUUUUGAUUGGUGGCCACCGCAGUCGGCGGAGAGUUACUGUUCGUCUUCAUUAAAAAUUUGAAUGCAGCAAAGUGUGAGCUCCGAACAUCCAGUCUCAUCAAACAGAUGUGGAUACACUGCUAGGGAGCUGCCCAGCUGAGGUGAAGGGGAGGGCAGAAGAUCCCAGUGGAGUGUUCAUGACCUGCCCGCAGAAACAGGACCAUGAUCUGAGGACAGUGCUGGAUGCAUAUGCAUAGAACCCCAUCUUCCUCUCCUCCAUGUCCCUCUUUUUUUGUUUCAGUUGUUUUUUUUUUUCCAGUCUGAACUGAAAAGCCUCUCUGCUCAGGUGCUUUAGACAGAGUCAGGGUUAACUAAAAGGUCAAACUGAAAACAAGUAAGCAUCUACAGAGGAGGAACUACAUCUACAGCCAUCUGUGACCUCACUCAUUUCCAUAUCCUCCCUCCUCCUCCCAUCGCAACGCCAGAACCAUGGGGAGGAAAAAGAUCCAGAUUCAGAGGAUCACUGAUGAACGCAACAGACAGGUGACAUUCACCAAACGGAAGUUCGGUUUGAUGAAGAAGGCGUACGAGUUGAGUGUCCUGUGCGACUGCGAGAUCGCUCUCAUCAUCUUCAACCACUCGAACAAGCUGUUUCAGUACGCCAGCACCGACAUGGACAAGGUCCUGCUCAAGUACACAGAGUACAACGAGCCACACGAGAGCCGGACCAAUGCCGACAUUAUCGAGGUAAAACGUGGGAACACAAGGGAGCAGGUAGUGGGUUUCAUAACUGUACACACUUUGUUUCUGAAUUUCUUUUAUCGGACGCUUCCUUUUACAAGACCACUUUCACAUUUAUUGCAGUCUCCCUUGAACCAAACAGAUUUCAGUGCAGUGUAUCCAUGUGAUUUACUGUUUACUUACAUGUUUAGAUG